UACAAUCCAGUUGAAACGCACAAGCCCGGUCUCCGUCAACGCCGUGCGGCGCAAUACUGAUUUUUGUUGUUAUCGGUUGAACGGGACUAUGGUGCGCGCCUGGUAUAUGGACGACAGCGAUGCUGAUCAACGAUCGGAACACCACAGGCAGCCGCCGGAAUUCGUGUCGCUGGACAACCUGUUCACUGCAACGGGAGUCGAGUACUUUAAGAUAAAUUAUCUGGAGUAUGAGACGGAUGCUACUUUGAAGGAAUUACGCAAGAAACGCGGUUACACGUAUGAAGAUGAAAUAACGUGCUCCAAAGAAUGUUUACAAAAUUACGAAGAGAAGUUAAAAAAUUUCUUCACCGAACAUCUUCACACCGAUGAGGAGAUACGCCUGGUUCUGGAUGGCUCGGGUUACUUUGACGUGCGGGAUAAGGAUGACCAGUGGAUUCGGAUUGAGGUGACGGCCGGUGAUCUGGUAAUCAUACCCAGUGGAAUUUAUCAUCGGUUCACUCUGGACACCAACAAUUAUAUAAACGCGAAGAGAUACUUUGUGGGAGAACCAGUUUGGCUGCCGCACAAUAGACCGGCUGAGAACAUGGAAUGCCGCAAGCAGUACCUCAAUCGAGUGCAGAAAGGCUUUGAAAUACCUUUUCCUUGAUAACCCUGUGUUAAUUAUACCUAAACUUCCAUGAGAAAAUAUAUUUUAUACAUACAUUUCAGUAAACUACUUACUAUAUCUGAAAUUACCAAUUUAUAUUAUCAUACUUGAAUAUUAAAUAUGUAUGAGAGUGUAUGUUAUAUAAGUACAAAAGUAUGUAAUAAUUUGUAAAUGAACGUAAGGCAGCUGUACAAUUUCUCUUUCAGCAUAUCAAUCUUGUGCAUAUACAUAUAUAUUGUAAUAAAAUCAAAACCCGUUUCAAAUCA
Vollenhovia emeryi is the source of this 912-nucleotide messenger RNA. It is a transcript of the gene Adi1, whose product is annotated as 1,2-dihydroxy-3-keto-5-methylthiopentene dioxygenase. Gene Ontology annotation, molecular function: acireductone dioxygenase [iron(II)-requiring] activity. The record is from RefSeq and is a predicted model, not a curated record. The transcript is spliced from 4 exons. The coding region runs from base 89 to 646 and encodes 185 amino acids. NCBI's taxonomy places the organism in Eukaryota, Metazoa, Arthropoda, Insecta, Hymenoptera, Formicidae.